Messenger RNA from Triticum aestivum (bread wheat), 1888 nucleotides. RefSeq names its product translation initiation factor IF-2. The transcript has 2 exons. Gene Ontology annotation, molecular function: protein binding. NCBI's taxonomy places the organism in Eukaryota, Viridiplantae, Streptophyta, Magnoliopsida, Poales, Poaceae. The coding region runs from base 474 to 1658 and encodes 394 amino acids. The record is from RefSeq and is a predicted model, not a curated record.
GAGAUAAGUCGGAUGAUUAUAAACGUUUUCCCAUUUUUUUACCGAAUUUUCUCAUGCACAUAGUAUUUUGUAGCAACCAAACAGGCCCAUAGCCCUCGCGAUAUUUUGCUGGCCCAGUAACAGUCCUGGACUUGCUCCGGGCCACAACCGGGUUUUUUCGCCUCUGUUGACCACAUUGCUUUCUUUCUUUUCUUUUCAAAAACUGGGUUCACAUUUCCAUGGCUCAUCCAUCCAUCCCGCCACGUUCUCGUCGUCGCCUCACAAAGCUGUCCCCGAUCUCACGCGCUAACCCUAAACAAAGCCGCCACGCCGACGCCGACAGACACCCACGUCCGUAGAGGCGCGCACAUCGCCUCGGUCGUCUCCCUCCUCUCCGGCCGGCUCCCGGCCCAUUUAUACCGCCUUGCCGGCCAUUCCCACAAGUCGUAGCACUCGCACCACAUUCGACCAGGUACGCCAGCGACGACUUUGCGAUGUCGAGGACGCGGGCGAUGUGCUGCAUCAUGCCGUCGAAGCCCUCCGGCGACGCCCGCCGCCGCAGCAGCGCGGCGUGCAUAUGCUGCAUCGGCCCCCACCACCGAGCUUCCGGGGGCAGCGCUCUCGCCCCCGUCGACACGGAUAACAGCAGCGUGCGCACGCCGCUCACCAGCUGCUGCGGCACCGGGGACGCCGUCCGCACGCCGCGCACCCCCAAGACGCCCUCCGCCAGGCGCCUCUGCGGCGUCCGCUCCCGCACCCCUCGCCGGGCGCAGCAGGUCCGCCGAUUCCCUGCGGCUCCAGCGCCGGCGCCCGCGGCACCCGCUGCUCCAGCGCGAGAGGUGGCGCCGGCUGCUCCCGCGAGGACUCCCGUGGCAUCGGCUGGAGCGGCGCUGGCUGUUCCUCCGGUGAAGACUCCCGUGUCAGCUGCUGCGUCGGCUGCAGUGCCGCAAGUUGCUCCUCCUCCUGUGAGGACUCCCGUGGCAGCUGCUGCGUCGACUGGAGCGCCGCUGGUUGCUCCUCCUCCUCCUCCUGCGAGGACUCCCGUGGUAGCUGCUGCGUCGGCUGGAGCGGCGCUGGCUCCUCCUCCCGCGCGGACGCCGCGGACCCCUUCGACGCCGAUCGGGCGGACACAGCGCGUGUGCUGCGUGACCACCGCCGCGCCCGCGCAGGCCGGCAACGCAAAGUCCAAGUCAGGCACCGCGCGGCGCAGCUGGCUCAGCUCCGCCAGCAAGGCGGUGGCGCAGACGCGCCGCGCGGACUCCGGCGCCGUCCGCGAGAGCAGCACCAACCCGCGCGCCAACGGCGACGUCGCCAAGGCGAUCCACAGGGCGGCGCCGCUCGCGCAGGCCGUGGAGCCGGCGCCGGCGAAGGAGGACGAGUCGGUCUGCUCUAACGAGGAGUACGCGCUGCUGUGCCGGGAGGGCUUCUCUCGGGAGGACGUCGCCGCGGUGACCAUCCAGGCCUACUUCCGCGCCCACCUGGCGCGGCGGGCGUUCAAGGCGCUGAGGAGCCUGGUGAGGCUGCAGGCGGUGGCGCGGGGCGCGUACGUGCGGCGGCAGGCGGAGGUGGCGGUGCACUGCAUGCAGGCCAUGGCGCGGCUGCAGGCGCGCGUGCGCUCCAGGCAGACGCUCGCCAAGCCCAAGGACAACGACGACAAGCUCCUGCUGCUGCAGAACUGAUCGACCAACGUCCUACGUGCGCAACAUAAAAUAAACCCGGAAACUGAUCUUGGUGUCUCGAUCGAGCGAGUCAUGUUCAAAUUGGUUCGCGCGAUGUGUUGUUGAAGCCUGCCUGCUGUGGGUUUGUGCUACAUCUGGUGUUCUUUUCAAUUUCGUGGUCUCCUUUAUGUCAUUUUUUGUGGGAGUACUCUCUUCACCUGUGGAACAUGUAGCUCCUGCAUUUUGGAACA